GGUUUACCAGGAUUGGUCAGACACGGACACGGCUGAUCACGGGAUUGGUCAGCGUGAGGAGGAAGUGGAUACAAUGUGACAAAGCUUCGGAGAUCGCGGCGCUAUGCUGACCGUGACCACGCUGAUUUCAGCCCUCCUCUUGUUCUCUGGGCUCAUUUGGGGGGAUGAUGAUUCCGACUGGGUGAAACUCCCCAAUAAAUGUGAAGUUUGCAAGUACCUUGCUGUGGAAUUGAAGUCAGCUUUUGCUGAAACCGGAAAGACCAAUGAGGUGAUUGAUACCAAAUACAGCUUUAUGGAAGGAAAGGGUUCGAGGAUUAAAUACAGGCACUCGGAUAUUAGGCUGAUUGAAGUCACGGAAAACAUUUGCAACCGGCUGCUGGAAUACAACCUGCAUAAGGAGCGGAGUGGGAGUAACCGCUUUGCUAAGGGAAUGAGUGAGACAUUCCAAACUCUGCAUGGCCUUGUUCAUAAGGGUGUGAAAGUGGUAAUGGACAUCCCCUAUGAGUUGUGGAAUGAAACAUCUGCCGAAGUGUCUGAUAUGAAGAAACAGUGUGAUGUGAUGGUAGAAAUGUAUGAGGACGCUAUUGAGGACUGGUAUAAGAAUCACCAAGAGGAAGACCUCACAAUAUUCCUCUGUGAACGACACGUGUUAAAGCCCCACGAAACAGAAUGUUUGAAGGAAGAAUGGACCGGCCGGAAGGGCGACCCUGCGGCCAUUGAUAUGGAGAAGAAGAAGAAGAAGAAAAAGAAGAAAGAUACGAAUGGGAAGGAAGAGGACAAAAAGAAAGGGGAAAAGGGAAAGAAGAAAAAGCAAGUAGAAGAGGAGAGUGAGCAAGAGGAGGGAGGAAACAUAUCAUCAGGCGAUGAGCAAACACAGCAGGAAUUGCAUCCUUCCCACAGACCUGAUGAACUGUAAAGACUGAAAGACAUGAGCAGGAAGCAUUUAUUGAGAAUAGUAUUUUAAAGAGCAUCGUGGUUUAAAAAAAAUCAUUGACCUGAACCAUAUGGACCUUGCUCUUAGAUGUGCGUUUAAAUAUAUUUAAAUUUAUCAGGUCUUUUGUGAGCAAGUGGUUACUCUUCUAGCUGAUACUCUGUUUGUUUGUACAUCAUUCUCUGCAAUAAUCUUUUUUUCUUCCAUCUUUUCCUUGGUACACAGAGUUAAUUUUAACUAGUACUUUAUGACUGGAUGCUCUGUCCUUUGCUUUUUAAACAAAAAAAAACUUUUUGGAUGUUUUGUUGACCCAGUAACAUACACAGAAAAAAAUAAUUGGUGUCAUAUGUUUUAUUUUGUCAAUGCGGGUGCAAUUUUGUAAUUAGUUGAAGAGUUACAUUUCUGGACAUUUGGUCACUGCUGCAUUCAAAUGACAAGCCUUAAGGUAGAAAUGUUCCUGAACAGAGUAACUUGAAUAAAAGGCUUGGGAGAACUUUUAAAUUGAGAGGAUGGAAUAUAUCUUUUUAGUGUUACUAUUUUAAUGCUCAGGCAAACAGAAAAAGUGCAUAUCCUAAACACUAAGAAAAGUGCAAAGGAAAAUUCUUCUAACAAAUACUUACAAUCCAUUU
This is a messenger RNA of Mobula hypostoma (lesser devil ray), 1560 nucleotides long. It is a transcript of the gene cnpy3, whose product is annotated as canopy FGF signaling regulator 3. The record is from RefSeq and is a predicted model, not a curated record. Lineage: Eukaryota; Metazoa; Chordata; Chondrichthyes; Myliobatiformes; Myliobatidae. The transcript is spliced from 7 exons. The coding region runs from base 104 to 916 and encodes 270 amino acids.